AUGUCCUGUUGCACAAAACUACUGCAGAAUUCUACUGAUGCUUUAUUGCUGUGCUUGGGUGCUAUAUAUUUUUACUGGUUUCGCUUCCAGGACGCCUAUUUGAUACAUGGUGUUAUCACAGAUGAACUUAUUGAGGUCUGCGGCGUAAAGGUAGAAGAACUUUUCAUCAUACUCAAUCCAGAAUGUUUGGAAGGGUUGGCUGAUUUUCUUAUCCUUUUUUAA
This is a messenger RNA of Gongylonema pulchrum, 222 nucleotides long. Lineage: Eukaryota; Metazoa; Nematoda; Chromadorea; Rhabditida; Gongylonematidae. The record is from the annotation of a GenBank genome assembly.